ACUUGUGUUCCAAACCAAUUUUUCACAUUAUUUUAAACAUUUAGUCUCUCUCCCUCUCUCUAGCAGAGCAAUUGCAUGGAUUGCUCAAUCAAGAAAAAGCGGUCCACCCGUCCCCCCAGUGUUUACUUUGUUGUUUUAUGUACAUUUCUGUUAAAGAAUUAAGCAGCGCACAAAUACACACUUUUGAAGGGAGAAAGUGUGAAAAAAGACGGGAGUGAGCGAGAGGGGGAGGCAUGGCGGCAACACCAUCAUCUGCAUCUGAACCAGAAGGCACGCCAGUGGUCGAAAAAGACGCGGAGAAAACCAUACAGCCGCUGAGGCUGCCCACCCCUGAAGAGAUCCGGGGUCAAGACAUAUGGAACAACUGCGCGGUUCGCACCGCAGUCAGUGGCAUCAUGGGAGGUGGUCUUGGGUUGGUCAUGGGCUUAUUCUUUGGGGCCUUGGACAACCCAAUAAUGCAGGAAGAGAUGACCGCCAGACAGCAGUUCGUGUACACCGCGAAACAGAUGGGAAGGAGAAGUUGGAGCUCUGCUAAGACGUUCGCAGUCAUGGGUCUCAUCUUCUCUGGAGUAGAGUGCGUCGUAGAGAAGGCUAGGGCUAAGCAUGACAUUACGAAUACAGUUGCAGCUGGAUGCGUUACUGGGGGAACGCUAUCUGCCAAAGGUGGUCCUAAGGCAGCGUGUGCAGGUUGUGCAGGUUUUGCUACAUUUUCAGUUUUGAUCGAGAAAUUCUUGGAUAGGCACGAUUAAUAUGUAAUUGUACCUUUCAUUAGAAGAUCCAUUUUUUUACCCUUGGUUUAUUUUUUCAUCAAAGUUUUGGGUGUCAUCAUGGUUUGCCCCAAAUGGCCUUCGGCUGUUUUACUUAGAAUAAGGUCAUUGCUAUCUUUCCAGUAUUUUGCGGUUGUCAUCAAGUUGUUUCUUCAGUAGUUCCUCUACUUGAUUCUUGAAGUCAUGAUACAUGACGGAGGAACUUCUUACAAUUUUCCAGUAGUGUAACUGUGUAAUUAUAACAAAGAUUUCAGGCAACUGUACUCCAACAUGUUUACUGAACAAUAGAGAAAGGUUGGACGGAUACUUUUCGAACAGCCAACACUUUUAAUGUCAGAAUAAUUUCUUGUCAUUGUUAUGAGGCAAUAUAAUACAUGUUGAAGGGAUUAUAAGUU
Molecule: messenger RNA, 1162 nt
Organism: Nymphaea colorata (pocket water lily)
Lineage: Eukaryota; Viridiplantae; Streptophyta; Magnoliopsida; Nymphaeales; Nymphaeaceae
Product: mitochondrial import inner membrane translocase subunit TIM22-4-like
Exons: 4
Coding region: 234-749 (171 amino acids)
Biological process (GO): protein insertion into mitochondrial inner membrane
Cellular component (GO): TIM22 mitochondrial import inner membrane insertion complex
Molecular function (GO): transmembrane protein transporter activity
Source: RefSeq, a predicted model, not a curated record